Kwoniella mangroviensis CBS 8507 is the source of this 2310-nucleotide messenger RNA. RefSeq names its product mitochondrial division protein 1. The transcript is spliced from 6 exons. The record is from RefSeq and is a predicted model, not a curated record. Gene Ontology annotation, cellular component: nucleus. Bases 1 to 2310 code for a protein of 769 amino acids. Gene Ontology annotation, molecular function: protein binding. NCBI's taxonomy places the organism in Eukaryota, Fungi, Basidiomycota, Tremellomycetes, Tremellales, Cryptococcaceae.
AUGCCCUCAUCUCACGAUGAUCACGAUAAACCCCUUCGCCAGGCUUUAGAUCCAAUCUCCUCACCUUACAUGUCAUCAAUCAACGGGACCUUGUCAAUCGCCAAGGAAGUAUUGAUGGGAUCAUUCCAAUCGGAACAUCGUCGUUCGGAAAGUACGAGGAUUCUCUCCGAUCUCGCACCAUCAUUGAUGCAACCCCGUUUCCUCAAUGCAGCCAGUACCUACGGCCCAUCUCGAUCACUUGGUAAACCACCUUCUAGACCUAGCUCAUUGAUGAGAUUACCCACCUCUCUACCCUACGGAAUAAGUAACGUUGGUGUUAAACCUACUUCAUCCUCUUUAGCAAUAAUAGAAGCGGUAGAUAAAUUAUCUUCUCUAUCACUUACACCACCCGAAGAAGGUGAAGUAGGUGAUCAACCAAGUUUGAUCAAAGGUUUCAAAGCUACUAUACCUUCAUCUGAACUCGCCAAACAGCGCAGAAGAUUGAUAAGAGGUGGUAUCAUAGAUCAGGAUUUGGGUAAUGAGAAAUUAGGCCUAAAGAAAUUAGGUGAUAGAGCUAGAGGUUUGUUAACUAAUCACGAAGAAGAAGGCCCCGAAGGAGAGCUGGAUAUUGGUCGGAAAGCGAAAAGAAGGAGAAGACAGAGAGAAUCGAGAAGGAUAAGUGAAGGUAGACAUUUGGAGGGGAAGUUGCAUUUGGAAGAUUUGGUUCAGCAGGCGGAUGAAAUUCAGCAGGAUAAAGAGAACUUACAUGUAAGACAGUCCCUCAUACACGCUGAGAUACUGGAAGUCUCGGCCAAGAUUGACGCUUUAGAAGAUAUCCGUCGGCGACUUGAGACCUCUCUGCUACAUCUACAAGAAGAAGAUCUAGAGCUAGACGAUGAGCUGGAAGGUGUACAGGAAUUGAUGGCUUCACCGGCUAUCAAAUCUGCUGCUGGUACAAGAGCUUUACCACCUUCGACCGCUGCUGCCGUGACCAAGAAAAGCUCGAGAAGAAGGAAAGGACCGGCUUUCCUGCCUUCUGAACAUGAUGAGUUACCCAAAGGAGUCGCGUUCAUGACCCUCAACGGACACACUGGACCUAUAACGGCAUUAGAUUUCAACGAGCCGUAUGGUAUGUUGGUCACUGCUGGACAAGAUGAUGUAGUUAAGGUAUGGGAUCUGUGCGAUGGAGAAGAAAUUGGUCAAUUGCGAGGACAUACUGGAACAGUCAAAGCUUUACAGGUCGAGGAUACUCUAUGUCUAACUGGUGGCUCAGAUGGUGCUAUCAGAUUAUGGGAUGUGAGGAUGGUAGAAGAUUACGAAGAGAGAUUACAAUCACAAUUGGAAGAAUUAGCAAGACAGGAUCCGUUGGAGAGAAUAGCGAAUCAGAAUCAGAAACUACAUGACGAACAUGAUGAUGAUGGUGAAGAUUUGGAUAAAGAGAAAGAUGAAUUUGAUUGGGAAGAAGGACCAAGUCACAUCACUCAAGCAACCCGGGUUGAUAUUGCUAGUCCGUGUGUAAGGACUUUAGAAGGGCAUAGCAAGAGUGUGACUGCAAUAUACUAUGAAGAUGGAUGUUUGGUCACUGGAUCAUCGGAUAAGACGAUAAGACAAUGGGAUGUAGCUACUGGUCAAUGUGUUCUGACGAUGGACAUUCUAUGGGCAAUAUCCAACCCUCCACCUGCUCCUGCUCCUACCCCUGCUCCAGCACCAAAAUUACGACAUCGAUCUUCGACGUCCUUCGGAUCAAUACAUUACGAGGAUAUCCUCCCAUCACCUGGUGCAUCCCUCGUUGGAAUGUCAGGUGCGAGUUUGCUUAGUGCUGUAGCUGGAAAUCAAUUUGCCGUACCCACCCCACCGUACGCGGAUGGAUCGUGGGAGAUGUAUCAAGAUUUCGUAGGUGGUGUACAAUUCUGGGGAUACGCUUUGGCAAGUGGGAGUGGUGAUGGCGGAGUGAGAAUGUGGGAUAUGAGGACCGGUCAGGCACAUCGAACACUGGCUGGACACACUGCACCAGUGACAUGUCUCCAAUUCGACGAGAUGAAUAUCGUCACAGGUAGUUUAGACAAGACCAUUCGAAUUUGGGACUUGCGAAUGGGUCAAGCUUCCGAAGUACAUAGAUAUGAAUAUCCUGUUACAGCCUUACAAUUCGACAGUAGGAAGGUUAUCGCCUGUACGGGUGAGAAUGGAUUGGAGAAUUAUAAUAGGACGACACAUCAACAUUCUAGAUUGGUCACGAAUGGACAUAUCAAACCUGUUGAGAAGAUGAGGUUUAUCGAUAAGUAUCUGGUCUCUGGAGGAAGAGAUGGAGCGGCGAAAGUGUGGGCGAUGUAA